Messenger RNA from Lymnaea stagnalis (great pond snail), 34684 nucleotides. The record is from the annotation of a GenBank genome assembly. NCBI's taxonomy places the organism in Eukaryota, Metazoa, Mollusca, Gastropoda, Lymnaeidae.
GGAAACUCUUGGCUGCAGUUUCGGAAAUGGGAGUUUCCCUAUUUCUCUAAGCCUAAGCCAGAUUGAAGGUGUGUCUUAUCAAAUGUGUCAAGUCAUCCCAAGUUACUGUUUCUCAACCGAGGAGUUAACUAACUUCUUGGUGUUACGCGGGUUUCAUCUGUUUGCUAGUAUUUAUUUUAAAAUUCGCUUCAUGGUUAAAUAAUACCUCAUAUACUGUAUACAAAUGCAUACUGGUACACGCGGCACAUUCCUAUGCGGGGACUUGUGGUAGGUAAUGGUGUUUUGUAUCAAUGCUAUACUAAGUGGGCCCAAGACUCAUGACUCAUCGGUUGCGGUUUGGAAAACAACGCUUGUGGAUAUUUUGUCUGGUGAGUCUUUUAAGUAUUAUUAGAAUAAUAAUGACAAAGUGAUGUGAGAUCAAGUACAGUCUUAUAAGUAUUUCUUGGACAAUGUUUGCACCUAAAAAUGGGCAACUUUACGCUACAAACUUUUAGAAAAUGUCCUAAACCAAAAAUGUACUAUAUUUUCAAAGAUCCCAUCUAAAUUUGAUACAAUAGACAUGCGCUUCAUGUGGACAUUGCGUAAGUAAACAAGAGUAAUAUCAUUUGGGUAGGGCAGGGUGAGGCAUCCCCCCUCCCCUGAAUUUGAACGUUGUAUUUAAAUUGCUAUGUUUUGCUCGAUUGUGUUUUGCACCCCCCCCCCCUUUUCUGAAAAAAACCCCUGAAGAGACGCCCCUGAGUAAUAUGUCAUAAAGUUAAGUAAGGCUAGAGAAUUUCUAUUAAACGACCGUGAUAUUAGCUUGCUCUCUUUGUUUAGCAUUUAAAUGACUCUCUAAAUCAGUGGUUCUCAAUCCUCCUUGGGCCGCGACCCAUUAAUCCAGUUCCUCAUGAUGUGGCGACCCCCAACCACAAAAUUAUUGUCGUUGAUGUUUCAUAACUGUUGAGUAUAUGUGUUUUCCGAUGGUCUUAGGUGACCCCUGGGAAAGGGUCGUUCGAGCUCAAAGGGGUCGCGACCCACAGGUUGAGAACCGCUGUUCUAAACUGUUUCUUACUAAGUCAUGUGUAGUUCCUUUUCUUAAAAUAAGAUUUGUCACGUCAACAAUGCGUUAAUUUUGUACUGGUUUAUUGUAUAGUAUUGUCUAUUAACCUCUUUGAUUAAUUAGGUCUAUCACAUUCAAAUGAUUAUAUUUCUGUUUAAAUCAUGUGUUAAAUCGGAAAAUGAAAAGAAUAUAUAGGGCCAAAUUAAAUAUGGAUGACUUGUAUCAAUAAAAACAGCCAAAUGGUCCCUGCUUCAAUAAGAACUAUUUCAGUCGGUCUGUCACACUCAAACUUUGAGAAGCCCUGUCCUCGAGUUUUUUUUUAUUUUUUAAUUUAAUUAAUUACUUUAUUUAUUUUACUUUUUGGGAGGAAUGGUUAUUUUUUUAAUCAAAAAGGGGGUGGAGGUUAUCUAUUAACUUAGAUUAUUGUGUAGCCCAUGGGUGUCAAACUUAAAUCCUUGGGGGGCCGCAGGAGGUAGAGUCUGAGUGAGACUGGGCCGCAUCAUCAUUCCACAAAAAAAGCGAUUACAAAUUAAAUAGAGAUUACAAUCUGCUCAGUCUUUAUUGAUAGCAAAUACAAACAUUAAGCGUUCUCAAGAACUCGGCUUCACUUUCUUCCUCCUUCUCCUUGUUGCCAGAAACCUGGCAGCGCUUCUUCUUACACAGCUGAGCAACAUUUGGCCUGAGUGAGGAAGCAACUUAUAAAGAUCAAUAUUCUAAGGGUACGAGAUUACUCUCUUAGGACCCCGGCCGUGGAACAUGGCCAAGUAGUCCCUGGGGACUCCGGCCAUGCAACUCGGUCAUGAAUAAAAUGGGUUUGGAACAGCUUUACUUCCUCCCCGGAGAUGGCGUUGCGUUACCACCCCCACCGUCCGGGGGCUGUCCGUUUUCCCAGUGUGGGACGGCUUUGCUUCCUCCCCGGAGAUGACGUUGCGUUGCCACCUCCACCGCCCGGGAGCUGUACGUUUUCCCUGGUGUGGGACGGCUUUGCCUCCUCUCCGGGAGUAGCUGCUGGCUUACUAACUCCCACCAUCCCGGGAGUCCUGAGCCAAGUUAGGGGUUCCCUAAGAAUUGUUUCCCUCCGGGGAGGCGUUGCCUUGCCUCAGCCCGCGUUUUUCCGGAAGCUGUUCGGACCGGACAGAACGGCUUUAACUUCCUCUCCGGGUGAGGCGUUGCGUUGCUUCGACCCACCGCUCUGGGAGCUGUUCGGACUGGACAUGUCGGGACGAAACGGUCGCCUAGGGGUGGCUUUCUCAGGGCCACGUCUUUUUAAUCAUUGGCAAGGGUUUAGGACCCACUACCUCAUACCCAUAACCGGCAACACGUAAUCAUGUUAGCGCUUUCUUCCGUUGCGUUAGAAGUCAUGCGUUUUGCAAAAUAAAUAAAAUAAAUAAAUAAGUAGUGGGGUUUGAGCAAAAUAUCUUCCUCCCAGUGGGAGGGGGCUUUGCGUUACCCCCUCCCCUAGCUCAGUGGGUCCUUCGAUAGGGACAGUGUGAUCUUUGGCUUCAGGGAGCACGCCCUAUACUAGUCUGUUACGCCACGAAGAGGCAGAUCACGUGUACACCACUCGAGCAAGUGGUGCCUGUUUCCCCCAGCAAAAGCCGGCCGAGGGACACCGAACAGUGAGGAAGCAACUAAGACCGUCAGUAUAGAAGAUGCCCACCAGUAAGUUUGGCCUUGAACUUUGACUUGUUAAAGUUCAUAGUGGAAAAGAGAAAUUUUAUACAGCUAGGCACUCCCCCCAAAAAAAGGCACAGGAUCCGCUUGUACAACCUGGAAAUCUCAAGGAAGGUGGAGGGCAAUACUCUCAUAAAUUGUGUAACGUGUCUGUUUUUCCAUUCACCUCCCUGAAUUUAGAAUUGCACUGAAGAUCAAUCGGCUCUAUUUGAAGCGCAAAAAAAGGGGGGGGGGGGGGGUUGUGGGGGGGGGGGGUAGAUCUUCUACAUUAAAGGAGAAAGGGUCGGUAAAAAAAGGUGAAAAGUGGUCCUUUGUGUUUUGAAGUCUAAAAACAUGUGAUCAAAUUCGUCCUGUAGCUUUGCAAUGUCACCAGUACACUGAAUGGUGUGCUCGAGACCAUGAGUACUUUGCAUGUUGGGAAAUGGCAGAGGUUUCUCUUAGAACCUUAACACAAGUUUUGUGCAGAAUGUGCUGACAUUGUCAUAGGCAACACUGACAAGCUACCCCUGGUCUUGUAACUUCUUGAUGAGUACAUUCAGCUCCUGUGUAAUGUUAACAAGAAAAGACAAGACCAUGAGCCAUUCAUUUGUUAUUAUUAAGUACAUCACUGACAACCACCCCAUCCUUCUCCACGAAGGCUUGAAAUGCUAAACGUGUUAAAACAGUACACAGGAGCAGGCCAUAUUUAUGAAUUAUUGAUGCGAAGGAAGAUGCUAUUGUAGGGAGAAUGAAUUUUGAUUUUUAAUCGUAGAAAAGGCUUUUUGACUAACCCUAUUUUGAAAGUGACCGAGCUGACAGGAUCGAAAUUUCCCUCACUCGCAAACACAGCGGCAAUUUUAAUAGGGAUUCUUUACACAAUUAUGGUUGUGCAUUACCCACUAACUGACAUUUUAAACUUUUCUCAAAAUCGCACUUUGGCCGCCAUGUUUGUCUCAUAAAAUGCUAUAAAAUAAAAACUUUUCUCAAAAUCGCACUUUGGCCGCCAUGUGUUGUCUCAUAAAAUGCUAUAAAAUAAAAACUUUUAGUCCGAUUUUAAAAAAGUUUUUUACCAUUAUAACCAACGUCCAAAUCUACACAAACAUAAUGUAGCCGAGUGGAUGACGUAGCUUACAGUGUAAAUGAAAUCACAAUAAAACAAUCAGGUCUGAGAACUAUAGCUUUUUAAUGUAAGGUACAAUCCGUUGACAGAACCGACAGGAAAAUCUCUCACACCUGCCAUCGACCCGACGCAUCCGUUCCACACCACAAUCUCAAAAAAUGUACACACCUCAAGUCCCAGUUCGCCACCCCUCCCACACACACACACACAGUCACAGGGAACCCGCGUCCGAGCUGACCAUGGGUCAACCCCGGAGCAGGGAUGGUUAUUCCCGCGUGUAAAUAACCUACAUAAAAUUUAAGGCCUGUACACGGCUGAGUGUUACGUUGAAUGACCAUGGAUAAUGGAUGUGUACGUGCUUGGGGUUACCCAUAGCAGUCACACUAUGACUUUGAGAGUGGAUUCUCUUAUAUAGUGGCACAUUGCCACAAUAAUAAAAAUCAGAAUUAGACCAGUCGGUGAGAUUCGACUGAACCCGCCGCGGAGGUUCACGUUAGAGAUAUGAGAAUGGGGAACACGCGCUGGCCGCAUCAAUACUAAACUUUGCUGUCGUGUAGCUGUCACGAGCUCCUUCACGCUACGUUUACGUAACGCCUGGGGUCUAAGUCCCACCCUUUCUGACACCAGCCUUGUUUGUACAAAACAAGGAAACACAACAAACAUACAAUAACAACGAAGUCUUCAAUUAACUUACAAUAACUACUUCUAGUUUAUUAUCUACAAUGUAUAAAUGAAUGAAAUGAAACUUAAUGUUUACAGCACAGCAUAUGAUAUAAUGUAAUGUAACUUAUAUUUAAAAAUACACUAAGACUUAUGUUUAAAAGUACACUAAGAAACUUAUAAAGGUUGUCCUAUAAUCUCAAUGAUUCCAGCACAUCUGCUGACAACGCAUGCACGAUACAGUCACUUUAGUUUACGACUCUCGACACGCUACGGACUCUAGUGGUGGAGUCUCGUGGAACUGUCUUCCGUCUAACGUCUGUAUAGAACCAUGCACGUUCGUCUCACUGCCAAGUGCUUGAGAUGGUGGGUCUGCAAGCAUCUACUCUCACGACAAUAUAAAGGGCGACUAUUCCUGAAAUAUAUGAAUAAAUCCCCUACACUAUGUAAUCAAUCCUAACUUCCAACUAGAUACUCACCGUCGUCGUCUAAACUACUACCGUCUACCUAACGUAACUCUCUAUCACACAAACCAACAACCCUACAGCUUCUUCAAUCACACACCUUACAUGCACUUACCUCUCUAGUGAACUGGCACAUGGUAAGUCCAAGUCCGAUACUUUCACCUCUCUCUAAUGUUCUUCAAAGUGUGGUCAGUGGUGUCUACCAACACGUUGUUGAUAUAUAUAUAUGUCUAACUGCUUUAGGAGGAUGGUAACUCGGACAGUCCUCUACUACUUCUACGGACGGAGCUCUCCCUGACUGUCCGCUACCCUGUUCCGCUGAGCUCUGCCCCGUCCUGUCCUACGGUCCCUAUUUAUAAUUCGUGAGCCCCAGGAGGUUCCCUCUCAUGUCUGUAAUCUGACUCCCAAAUCUUCCAGUACUUAAAUUUGUGAACAAUUGUAAUGGUCCUAAACCCCCGUAGCGCAAUAGCGCAACGGUCCUUCCAGGGAAGUCUGAUAAGCUCGCCCCUGGUCAGAUGCUGGUAACCCUGCUGAUACGCAGGCCCUUUCUAGUCGGUCGGUACCCCCCCCCCCCCCCCCCCCCCCCCGCCCCCCCAGCCCGGCCCAUCCCCUGUGGCCUCCCAGGUCCGAGCCCUCCACUAUGUACGGUAUUUAAUUAUUCCCCCCUUCCCUUGCCUCUCUCUCUAACUCGCUAUGGUUGACCUUGGCUUACUAGUCACUCUGUGACAGUAGCGGGCCACAAAUAUCGUCUUUCAGGCCGCAAAUGGCCUGCGGGCCGCGAGUUUGAGACCCCUGGUGUAGACUGAGCUAGAAAAUAAUAUAGGCUUUUGUUAUAUUGGCCUACAUUUUAAAAAUAUAUAUAAGAACGAGAAAUUAAUUUAUAUACAAAACAAAUUCUUUAAAUUAAACACACUUCCAUUGCACAACAAAGUUGCCCAUUGUCGUUGUUGCCAACUAGAAAUCAAAACCUUUUUUCAUGAGCUCAGGUGGAGUGUGGGAUUAGAAUAGUUUGGGAAUCAUUGUUGUCAACAUGGCAUAUGAUUUGUGCAGUGAUGGCCCAUACUUAUGAUAGAGAACGGUCUUAUGGCAAAGAAUGAUGGCCUUUAAUAAAACAAUUUUUGAUUUUUGGUGAUGGUAUUUUUUUAGGGUGGGUUUUAAGGAAAGGUGAUAUCGGGUGUUCAUUGUACUUUUAAAAAAAACCCUCCCCCCUCCCCCUCCCCCCCCCCGCUUGACAAGUCAUUAAAAAGAAAGCAGAUCGGUUCCCCCCUCCCCCCCCCCCCCCCCCGCUUGACAAGUCAUUAAAAAGAAAGCAGAUCGGUCCUCGAUGCAGAUAAUGUAUAAGGAGCAGGCUGAGUGUUACAGUUAGUGAUCGUAGUCUUAAUCUAUGAUGAUAAACACUUACACAGUACACACGCUUUAAAAAAAAAAAAAGACUCUUAUCUGUUUGUGUACACCAGGAGUUCGUAAGCAAGGGUCAGGGGUUUAGGGUUAGGGUUAGGGUCAGGGGUUUAGGGUUAGGGUUAGGGUCAGGGGUUACUGCAAGACCCCAAAAGCAUUUUUAUGUGCAUGUUACUAGAAUUUGUUUAUCAUUGGGGGGGGGGGGUGUGGUAAAUAGUAUUCACAUACUUUGUACUUUUUGUUUCUUUACUUGUAACGAGAUGGCAGUCUCAUCUGACUUUGACCAUUUGACUCUCCUACAUAUAGAUGACUUGAGUUAUAAAAUCUAGCUAACGAUCAUUCUUACAUUGAAAUAAAACUUUUAGUUCCGGUAUGAACAAUCGUAGAAUGGCACUUCCUUUUCUUUAUUAUAUAAAUUCUGCUGCCUUGUUUGGUAUUAGAGUUUGAAUCAGAUCUCACUCGUUAAAAGUUUCGUGACACUGUCUAAACAUAAUUGGCGCCGUUUAUUGUCAUCAAUGGUUGUUAGAAGAGCUGCUUUAUAGAAUCAAGUAUAAAAACAGUUUCAAAAUGAUACUAUUAUACAUUGUAUUGUUUAUUAGAAUCACGUUUUCGGAUUUAUAUUAUUAUUAUCAAUUACACAGCGUGAACGGACGUUAGAUGUUACACCUGUCACGUAGGGCCGUCACGUCGGUCCUGCAACCACUGCGACUUCAAGGGGCUCGGAUAUGUAAAGGGUCCUAAUUCAGUGAAGUGGACAACAACAAAAAAAUUAAAAAAAAAAAAUAAAAAUCGAAAGUAUUUUUAAGUUGAAGGACUGGCUGAAUAGAUAAAUAAGAAAAAUUGUAAAGUGCCAUGGGGUCUCCAAAUGAGACGUCACGCCUUGGCUAUCCCCCACCCCAUAUUUUGAUAUGCCAAUGGUAGCAGCAUAUUUAAAGGUAUAAUUUGUAUUGUUCUUUAUGGGUGGUAUGGGCGAAAACUUAAGGAUGCCCCUGCGUAGCACAAAUGCUAGCUACGUCACUGGUUGUAAUCAGGGCCGUGCGAAGGGGGGGGGGGGGGGGAGUGCGAAGGUAUUGAUUACCUAUACUACUGGUUUAUUAUUGUAAAUAUUGUUUUUUUAAAUCUUGAUUUUUUAAAAUUUAGCAUCCUUAUUCUUAAUCUGAGAUACAAUGCGUUGCUUCUUACAUCUAGCUGCUGUUAGUCUUGCAUACUGUUAGUCUUGAACACGUAUUGGUCUUGCACGCACAUUGGUGCUACCAUAUUGGUCUUGCACACGUAUUGGUCAUUAUUAUAAGGCGAAAUAAAACCCUUUAGAUGUGGCAUUGUAGGUCACGCUGUGACGAAACAAUGUUUAGCGCCCAACGCGGGAAUUUGACCACGGGUUCAAUGAAUGUAAAGAGGCCCAUUGCGUAGAAUACUGAGGGACACUCUAUGUGUGCUUUUGGUUCAAGAUCAAUUAUUUAUUUCUCGGGAACCUAAGUAUAUUAAGUUAUAAAUUAUAUCUAUUUGGAAAGGGGACUUUAUUCGCUAUAACUUAGUAUAUUUUCAAGUCCACAUCUUUAGGGGGCGUUGUAAUAUUAAGCAAUAAAGGGAGUUUUCACAUCCAUCCAUGGGGGGGGGGGGGGGUCCAACCCUUUCUAUUUAAAAUACUUUUAAAAAAACAUUUAAUUAGGCAAGUAUCUUAGGUAGGCAAGUAUCUUAGGUAGGCAAGUAUCUUAGGUAGGCAAGUAUCUUAGGUAGGCAAGUAUCUUAGGUAGGCAAGUAUCUUAGGUAGGCAAGUAUCUUAGGUAGGCAAGUAUCUUAGGUAGGCAAGUAUCUUAGGUAGGCAAGUAUCUUAGGUAGGCAAGUAUCUUAGGUAGGCAAGACAAAACUGAAAAGUACACAUUGGAGUCUUUAGGGGUUUGGUCCGGGAUUUUCUACUUUACUUUUAUUUGGGUUGGAGUCACUUAGGGACAGAAGCGUAUCGAGGGUGUUUGGCGCCCGGGGACAAGUUUCAUUUUUAAGCGCCCCGUUUUCUUUUUUUCAACUCUCAAACCCAUUAUUUUUACCAAUAAUAUAAUAUCAAAGCACAUUUUGGUGCCCCUAACUAGCUUGCGCCCGGAGACAUCUGCCCCCCCUGCCCCUCCCCCCCUCUCGCUACGCCUCUACUUAAGGAUUGUUGAUUUACCACAAGGACUGUACCAGAAGGCAAGUAAGACUGUCUUAGUUGUCAUGUGAUGUAGAUGCUCUCUCUAGUCUGUCCGCACCACUUUGACUUAUUAAGGCGAACUCUAAUGCGUUUUUUUAAUUCAAAGUUUCAAACGCAUCCCUAGCGUGCACCGGUGUCAGUGUUCAGUGCACCGGUGUCAGUGUUCAGCGCGGUCCAUUUGGACGCUCUGUAACUGUGAGUAGAAGGAAAUACGCCAUUAUAUUUCUUUGUUUGUAGUAUGCAAGUGUUAGUAAUGGAAGAUUUCUCAUCAGUACUUAUAUUAGGCAGUGUUUUAAUCACGUUAGCGCCGCCAAUUUGACUUGUAACCAUGAUAUUGUGAUGGUUUAACAUACAGCGGUUCACUGAAUACUUAAUGGAAUUAGAUACCAGUGUAUGUGAGCAUAACACGCAAUCGUAUAUCUCCCAGGUUACACAUACUGCAAUGUUCUUAUAAGCUAUUGAUACAACAGUAUACAGCCAGCGAAUAUGUGUAAUAGGCUAACUCUCCUGCCCUGUGCUAAAUUCUCACAUAGGAAAUGGUGCAUGUGUUAGGAUAAUAUGACAUUAAUUAGACAUUCUGCAAUUUGCUUUUGUCUUAAAAAGACACAGCGAUUGAUAGCUGCAAGUAUCAAGCUAACGGUGGACAUACUUUAUACCAAUGUAUUAACUGUCCUGCUAUGUGUGCAUCUUACAUAGACACUGUACGUGGAUGGCAUACCAUAGUAACUUCUAGACCUUUCUGUUAGCCCUCACAUCUCACACUGGUUCUGUGUGUAGGACGCUGUACGUGCUACUAUAUAUAGUUAAACACUGCCACGUGAUUUGUUUUAUAAUUAAACAUUAUUGAAAUAAUAAAACUUUUUUGACGUUUGAAUAACGUGUACUGCGCUAUCCUUAGUUACGUAUAUUUUGUCGCAACCUAUAAUUACGGCGUUAUUCAACACGUUUAUUAUUAGCUGUGUUAGUCAAUGCUAGCCAGGACAUUGUUAACCUGUACUAUUUGUUUGCCUUUCAGAUAUUGUCCUUUUUCUUUGGACUUGUUUUUUUCUUUAGCACUUUUCUUCAUAGUAGACUUUUUUGUUUCUUUAGCUGUUUCUUUAGCUUUUUCUUUAGCGUUAAAGUUUAUAAUAAAGUAUUAUAAAGCUAUGGUCCACAAGACCUGCAUUUGUUUUAGUGUAUAUUAGAAAAACUGUCAGCCUCGUUCAUCACAAGACCAAUUACCACCACCUUGCUACAGUUUUUGUCGCUGCCAGCAGGGUUUUAAAAGUGUGUCACACACACACCUCUCCACCCUCCAGUAGUCACCACCAUUACCCCACUCUACUACAUAUAAAUCCAUUGACUUAAAAUGUUUUACCAAUACAGUAUUUGCUAAUAAACAACAUUAUUUCAAGCGUAAAGUCGUAACAUUAGGACAUAGGCUACACACAGCAUAGUUUUUGUUUUGUUUAAAAAGAACUAAUCACAGUACCCCCAUGACUCCCUUCAUUCCGAAAAUAAAUCGUCUGCUCUGUCGUGUACUCGACUCCGCGAGUCGACGGUUACUCGGCCAGGUGUUUGAAACAUAUUUGUCACCACUGUUGGUGUCAUCGUGACAACAGAAAUGCAUGUCUUGUAAAGAGGGUGUGUGGGGGGGGGGGAGGGGUAUCCGUCUUAUUGGCUCGCCUUCUACGUAGCUAAUUUGUGUGUCACCGAAGAAUCGCAUGUGUCUGUUAUUUCUAAAAUUUUCUUAUGAGACUCGCAAGGCUUUCUAGCAGACAACACUAAGCUCUGCGUGGUUUUUCUGGUCAUACCUUUAUCGUGACGAUGCUGGCGUGAUAUCCAUGGUAAGUCGUUCAUUUAAAUAGCUGAAAUCGAUAUCAUAAAAUGCAAAAAACUUUUGUUCAGCCCCUUUAAAAGUGUCGUAGCAUAAUAGAAUUGGUUAAAACAGAAAUUAUUAAAAGACUAGUUUACCGAUCCCCAGUGUCAAUAUUUUUUUUUUUUUCCUUUUUAUUAUGUAUUUUGUACUCGACUUGAUAUAUAUUUAUUUCAUUGUAACUAUUUCAAGUUAUUAGGAAAGGUUGAAUGCAAGUUAAGAGGUAUAACUGUACAUCUAAGUUUCCGUGUAAAUAACAAAAGUGAGAACAAAGUGGGCCAGGCAGAUAGCGUGCAGUCACCCGUAGGCUAACUGUAUUAUAGGGCUGUCAACUAUUUUUAAAACCCCUGUCAAGUUCAGGCCCCCACGGUACACGUGUACCCGCCAAUAAAUGAUUGAAAUUGAGCUUCCAGACUACAUUAGUACUAGUGUACCCGUGUCAAAGUUAUACAUGUCGACCGUGGAAUGUGUAAGUAAUUUAACAUACACACGACUCAAACACAUGGAUGAUAAAAAUAGUUCAAGGGAACACAGAAUACUUCCAUAGCAGGGUUUCUUUCAGCUAUAUCUCCGGGGGAGCGGGUACCCCCCUCCCCAGGGAAAGCCAAGUGCCCCCCCCCCCCCNAAUAAAUCAACUGGCACUGCCACCCCCCCCCCCCCCUAAAAAUCUGAAGUGAAGAAAAUUUCUGCAAUAAUCACUGUUCCAUAGCAAGAAAAGCAAACCUACCAUUUAAUACACAAUUGCGGUAGUCAAUGUAAGCGAUUUUUAAAAAAAAAGUUAAUAAUGUGAGUAUCGAGAGUAAAAAGCAAUAGUAUUGAGCUGCGUAGAAGCGCAACUGACACCCACAACGCAAUGACUGAGAAAGGAGCUGUGUGUGUGUGUGCAUGUCAGCGAUUACUGUCUGCCCGCUGUACGGGUGUGUAACAAGUGGAAGGAGGUUUGAAAAUCUGACCUUUUUUCCCGCACCCAAUAUAUUAUAUGGAUGGUCCCUAACCUGCGAUUGAUGUGUCAAGACAGAAUGAACGUGGGUUUAUUCACAUAUUCUGCAAUACUUAUGCUGAAAUUCUCAAAGGCCAUACAGCCUUUUGGUAUCUCUUAUGCUAUAAAAAUAUCACGCAGUGUUUUGUAAUUAACUCCAUAUUGUCCUUUUAUGUUUUCACUGGUGAACUCGCUAAUAAAAGUAAUACUAAACCGUUCGCUUUGUAUUUUUCCGUGCGUGUGACGUAAUUAUCUUUGUUCGGGCCACGCCUGUGAUUCUAAAGUGUUUUUUUUUUCAAUCCUUGCAUCCUCGUCGUAUUUUCGUUGUACCAGGUGCCUCGUGUCCAAUUCUAACAAUUACACUUCGAAAUACCGUACACAUUUUAAAAAGAUGAAAGUGUUGGGUAAAAGUAUAUACAUUAAGCACUAAGCGCAAUCAAGUAACCAUUAAUAGGAGGUUCUGCUAACAGUAAUUACUCAUGUUUUUUACUGGUUUGCACCAAGUCCACUGCAUGUUGUGUAUUGUCAUAAUGGAUUUAAAAUUAAAAUAAAAUUAUAAACCUUUCCAUAGCACUGAGACAUCUCUCUUGAGAGUCACCAAUGACCUCUUGCUCGCUUUGGAAAGCGGUGAUAUCUCCAUCCUGAUCCUCUUAGACCUCAGUGCGGCCUUUGAGCACUGUUGACCAUGAAACCCUUUACAAAACCCUUGAAAAUUACUUUGGAAUUUCUUGUUCAGUUUUGGCUUAGUUUAGGUCCUACCUCUCCGAUAGGACGCAGGCGGUCGCUGUCGAUGGCUGUCUCUCUGGCAGUGCUGACUUGGUGUACGGAGUGCCACAGGGGUCCGUUGGGGCACGGUUCUAUUAUAAUGUAUACCAGGCCACUGCUCCUCUUGCUCGGGAGGCUUGAUGUGGAGAGCCAGUCAUUCGCAGAUGACACGCAGCCAUACAAGCAUACCCAUCCCUCUCUUGUCGAUUUCACUAUCUGGACUUUGCGGGGAGCAUUGGUGAUGUCAAGUCAUGGAUGACACUCAGCAAGUUGAAGCUUAAAGAUGACAAAACGGAAGCACUCCUUAUUCACGAUCACAGAUUAUCCUCAAACUAAGAUCUCCCCAACUCAUUUCAAGUAGGUAACUCCGACAUACAGUUUACAUCGUCCCCUAGGAAUCUUGGUUAUAUUAUGUCUAACAAUAUGUCUCUUGAUAAUCAUAUCUCUCACAUUUGUCACUCUGCAUACAUCGCUAUUCGUCAGAUCAGCUCCAUACGCCACUACCUCACAGUUAGCGCUACAAAAACCCUAGUCUGUGCUCUUCUUCUCUCUCGUCUUGACUAUUGUAACUCACUUCUAUCAGGUUCAUCAAAACACUUCUUAGAAAAAUGACAAAAGGUUCAAAACUCAGCCGCUAGGCUAAUUCUAAAGGCAAAAAAAAAACGUAAUCACGUCACACCACUACUUCAUUCACUUCAGUGGCUCCCUAUACAAGCCCGUAUUGACUACAAACUCUCUGUUCUCCGCCACAACUUUGUCUAGAAUUUCUGCCCUUCCUAUCUAACCGAACUUCUCUCUGUCUAUUCACCCCUUUCGACAGCUUCGCUCCUCCGCAGACGCGCGUAUUCUUUCUGUCACCAAAACUCGCACAAAAACAUAGGGCGAACGAUCUUUCUCUUUCUAUGCCCUCAAACAAUGGAAUUCUCUUCCCUUACACAUCCGCAAUAUACCGACCACCACAGCCUUCAAAACUGCUCUCAAAACACAUCUUUUUAAACUCUACUCUCCUGACUGAUUCCCACCUCUGACCGAAAUACGAUGCUGCUGGGUGUCGUCCAUGGCUUGAAAUGUAAAUAGUUUUAAAUAUACACUUUUUUUUAAAAUUCAAUUAAUGUAUGCUAAUUAAUUUUUUACAGUUCAUGAUUAUGUUUUUUAAAUUGUAUGUGCAGCGUGGUUUGCCCAGCCCUAGGCUGGGGUACCACGCUAUAUAAAACCCCUUAUAAUAAUAAUAACCUAAGGGGCCGUCCAUUACGUACGUCACGCUAUAUUUGGACAAUUUUACCCCCUCCCUCCCCCUGUAACAAUCUGUCCCGAACCUCUGGACUUCCCACCCCUUUUUUUUUAAAGCACGUCACACUCGCCUGUGAUGAAAUAGCCGAAGUCAUAAGAGUUUAGGGUUGACGCUACGAGUGAAUGAAUCAUGCAAUCAUGUUUACGUGCAACAGUUGCAUCGUAAAAACCGAUAACCUGCUUAAAACCCGAUUCCUUAGACCAAAUCACCAGUUUGACACAUAAUCAUAAAUAUGUAGAAAUGAACAUACCUAAGUUUGUGUGACUAAAAAUACUAUUUAUCCCAUGCCCCAACUGAUCACCGAAAAUGUUUUGAUGACACCCACCCACCCCCUCCCAAUUGGGGGUUGGGGGGAGCGGUCCUAAUGCUACCUUAUAAAGAAUAUUGAAUUUGAGUUUGGCUACCAUUUAGGCCUUAAGUUUCAAAAUUUUAAGAGAAAACUAAACAAAUUAUUAAAAAAAUGGAAAUAUUUGUAUUGCAAUUUGCAAUCGAUGAAAACAGUAGCAGUGGAUAACUUUAAAAAAAAAAAAAUCACGUUCUAACAAUAACACCACCCCCUUAUCUUAUUUUGAAACAAACUCACAUUUCUUAUAUCCCAGAGUCUUGGCAUAGCUAAGAUUACUGACUCCCCCCCCCCCCUUACCAUCCUGACUGGGAGGUCAAAUAUUUUAGCCAUUCACUGUCACGAAAAUGUUGGCCUAAAAUGCCACCCUCUGACUGGUUCUCUUUGUAUUUCGCGUCAUAAUGGUUUAUGAAUAUUUUUAUUGUAGUAGUGUGGUGUGUGACGGAGGUGAUCCUGACGACGACGCCAAAAACUGUAGUAGUGUGAGUGGUAGUGGUGACCAUGCUCGCAGCGCCAAAAACUGUAGCCGAGUGUGAGGUGUUGGGUGAUUGGUUGGUGCAGGUGAUUGGGUGUACCAAGGCUGCCACUGACAGCUACUAAUAAAUAAAUGAAGAAAUGUAGGUCUCGAGGACUAUAGCUUUAUUAAUGCUCCACUAUGAAGACAAAGGUGUAUGAAAAAUACACUACACUUGAAGGAAAAGAAAAAGAAAAAAAGGACAAUAUUUUUAAAAUAGCCUGAGCCUAAGUCUACACGCUGUAGGUUAUUCUACACUAUAUCCUGGUUAUAAGUCUGAACAGAAAUCUUCCAAUGCUAACACUCAACAAGUUCCUACUAACCACAAAGAAAUAAAAUGGCGUAAUUGCCUCUACUUACAGAGCGUUCCAAUGGGCCGCACUGAACAAAAGCACACUGCAGGUACGCUGACCAAUCUCGAAUGACCACUACUUAGUGUGCUCCCCUUUAUAAAGCCGUGCGCGGACAUAUGAGAGAGCCCCUCCGUCAGACCUAAACCAAGUCGGUCUACGUUUUGCCUUCUGGCCAGUUUCCUGAGGUAAAAUGCCUAAAUCUGUGGACUACUCCCGAGUAAUAAUUAAAAUCCCUGACCAAAGCCCUAAAGACUUCUAUGUGAUCUGUGCAGUUUUGUCUUAGCUAUCUAAAAUACUAUUUUAUAUUUUUAUGACUUAAAUAGUUUUUGAGAUAUUUUAACUAGAAGGGGGUGGGGGCCAUUAUAAAUGAAGGCGAAAACUCCUUUAAUGACUAAAUGUUAAAAUAUCCUCCAACGAUUGGAAACUUGUAAAUAUGCUAAGGUAUAGUGAAUAAAAUCCCCUUUCUAACUAGAUAUAAUUUAUAACUUAAUACGCAAGGGUUCCCGAGCAAUAAAUUAUUGAAUUUCUAACUAAAGCGCACAUCGCGGUAUUUAAAUUUCCUCCCUAAGCGCUGGCCGUAUAGUGACCGUGUUGGGGGGGGGGGGGUGAAAGGGAUACCUGUUACGCACCGCGCCAGACAUUGUUUACGUAACGGGUCAAAUAGUGGGUUGGGGCAUGCACUGCCACUACACACCUCGCGUUGGGCGCCAAACAUGGUUUACGUAACGGGUCCAAUAGUGGGCUGGGGCAUACACUGCCACAUUAUGAUUUUAAAAUUUUUCUUUUGAGUGGGUUGGUCUUAUAGUACGCGUAGAGUUUAUAGUACGUACGCGUAACGUCGUGGAGGGGGGGGUGCCCUUUCAAGGGGGAGCGGGGUCUAAUAUUUUACGUUUUUGGCUAACGUAAUAUAUAUGGAUGACCCCUAAUAUAAUAAUUCGAUUAGAGUCAACAAGAGAAAAAAAAAACUCGCAUUGUUUUUGAGUCGAUACAACUCGACGGCAACACGGUUGGUUCACGGUGGCCCGUUCACAACUUUCCCACCUGUGUCCCCGUCGGACGACGGGUACCAGGGUCGGCCUAUCCUUGUCACCUGAUUGUGUACCCCUCUUUUCUCGAUAACACUCUUUCGAUGCCACUAUUCGAUACCACUAUUUCGAUACCACUAUUCGAUACCACUCUUUCGAUACCACUAUUCAAUACCACUCUUUCGAUACCACUAUUUCGACUCUUUCGAUACCAUUCUUUGGAUACCACUCGCUCCACUGCAGUGUUCUGAAUAAUAUGUAAGUGUCUUAUGUGCGUUAUUUUUUUGGAUCUAGAAACAAUAUUCUAUUCUGCGUUUUUGGUAUUGUCUUAUCUCUUAUAAAUAAGACGUUAAAAUACGUAAGUAGACUCUUUUCAUAAAUCGCUGUUCUAAUGUGUUCUCCCUUUGAUGUGAGGAACAAUAGAUAUAAUAUAUAUAUAUAAUAAGUCUUACUUAUAACUCUGUACAUCUAUCAGCAGUUAGUGUUAUCAAGCAAUCGUUCUUUUUUUUGGUAGGCAAACUGAAGAUCGGACUGCCGCACUAAUAAUGAAUGAUAAUUAAUAUCACAUGAUCAUGAAAAAUAUUAUCGUUUCAAUAACCAUUUCUAAAUAAUACACCAAUGCUCAGCUAUCGUAUAAUUAAUGAAUCGUAAUUUCAAUUUUAUUUACAUAAAUAACUGAUUUUAAUUAAUUAGUUUUAAUCAUCCUGAAAUGGCGCAAAUUGUACAUCUCCAGCGUCAAUAAUGGGGUUAUAUAUUUUUUUGGAAUUCCACCAUUCAACAUAAGGCUAUAUUUGGGAGUUCCCCCAAAGUGACGUCACAAGUCUAUUAACUGCCUGGGCCUUACCGCGGCGAUGGGCGUGGCUUUAUGAGCUCUGAAAGACACUGCAGAUUAAGACCAGUCAGUGGCGUCAAUGUCACACUGGGAUGUUGCCCAAGGCCUAACGAUUCUAAGGGGCCUCACGCUUCUAGUGGGCCUAACGCUUCCAUGAGGACUAACGCUUCUAGGGGCAUCACGUUUGUUGGUGGGCCUAACGUUGCUUGGGGAUCUCACACUUCUAGAGUGCAUAACUCUCCUUGGGGGCUUCGCAAUUCUUGGGGGCCUCACAGUUCUAGAGGGCGUAACUCUUCUAGGGGGCCUAAAGUUUCUUUGGGGCCUCAUACUUCUAGAGGGGCUAAAACUUCUAGCUACGUAUCUGAAGAAAGGUAGAGGAGUUGAAUAUUCUAAAUAAAACUUUCAGUAGAGACCGACCGAAAGUGAUUUUCUGAUUUCGGCCGAAGCCGAAAAUAGGCCGAAAGUUUAAAAUGACUUUCGGCCGAAACCGAAAAAAUGCCGACAGUUUGAAAAUGACUUUCGGCCGAAACCGAAACCCGAAACCAAAAAUGAAAUGUUAAGAUAUUUUGAAAUUCGUUUCCGCAUACAUUCUGCAUACAUCGAAAAUGAUGUGGGAAAGUAUAAAUAUUUAUAUUCUUUUUAUAAAAUAUGAGAUAAUCGUGAAUAUUAAUAAAUAAACAUCUAAUAUAGACCCGCAAGACGAUAUUUUGCGGCCCGCUACAGGACAGAAAAGUUUAGUGUAAAUGCGUCGACCCGUUUCCCCCAUUCUCAUAUCUAUAACGUGACUCUCCUCGACGGUUUCAGUCGAAUCUCACCGACUAGUCUAAUUCUGAUUUUUUUUUUUUUUAAUGUUUAUAAAUAUUUUUGUAUGCAACAGUGAGUAGGUGGAUGAUGAAAGUGAAUCCUAGUUCUUGCGAACCCUUAAUGAUUUUAUUGUUAUUUAUAAAGGCUGAGCAGAUUGUAACAGUUGUAUUCGCUUUUUUCUGGAUUACUUGAUGCGGCCCACUCUCAUUCAGACACUACCUCCUUGCCCCCCCCCCCCCUGAUGUUUUGAGUUUAGGACCCUUGAUCUCAUGAAUACUUUUGAUUUUACCAUUUUAAUAUAAAAGUAUUUUAAAUUGCUUUGCAAUUUUUUAAAAUUAGUAUGGUAGGAGAAAAUUUGGCCAACAAAUUUUUUUAAAUUGUUUUUAAUUUUUUUAAAAUUGGGUUGGGAGGGAAAAAUUUGGCAAAAAAUUGGGGGGGGGGGGGGGGGGUUGGAAAUUAAUGCAAAAACUGGGUCUCUAAAAAUUGUGGUUCUAAAAGAUCGCUUAAUUUGUUUUUAAAGAUCGGUUAGUUGGUUGUCAAUGAUCGGUUAGUUUGUUCUUAAAGAUCGGUGGGUUUGUUCAUAAAGAUCGCUUAGUUUGUUCUAAAUAUCACUUAGUUUAAUCUUAAAGAUCGCUUAAUUUGUUCUUAAAUGUCACUUAGUUUGUUGUUAAAUAUCAUUUAGUUUGUUCUCAAAGAUCGCUUAAUUUGUUCUUAAAUGACGCUUAGUUUGUUGUUAAAUAUCGCUACGCUGAGUAUUAAAUGACCGAAAACCUGAGUUACUUUUUUUGGCCGAAGUUCUAAGUCAAUUUCGGCCGAAACCGAAGAAAAACCGAAAGUUAAUUUUUCUCUUUCGGCUGAAACCGAAAUUAAGCCGAAAGUUAACUGUUCAGUUUUGGACGAAACCGAAACUUGGCCGAAAGUGAUAAAAUGGCCACUUUCGGCGCCGAAACCGAAGCCGAAAUUCGGUUGGUCUCUACCUUUCAGUUGACUGAUUUUUAAAAAGUUUUUCUGCUUCCACUGCGCCCUGAUAAAUAAUGCAUUGAUAAAUGUAUUUUGCACUUUGUAAAUAUGCCCCAUCUAAAACGUAAUCUUCUUUAAGUAAUGAUGGUAUUUAUAUGGGUUACCGGAAAUUUGAUCGAAAGAAAUUUCGUCGACGGUAAAUUGAUCGACGGUAAUUUGAUCGAACGGAAAUUUGGUCGAAUCUUUUUUUUCCGUUCGCACGUUAAAAUUUUCGUCAAAUUUCUUUUUAAACGCACUCUCCUAUUUAGUAAACAAAAUAAUUCGUCCAAAACGAAAUUUGAUGCAAAACUGUAACGUAAAACUAGAUAAUAAGAUUCGUCCAAUUUUCCGUCGACGAAAUUUCUUUCGAUCAAAUUUCCGGAUACGAUUUAUAUGACCAGUAUACAUUUAAAUGACCAAUUUUAAAUAGCCAUAACGAUAUAUAGACCUUUUCUACGAAAAAUUAUUUGCUCCCUUUUUUUGUAUCUGUAAAACUUGGAAAUAUUUAGUAUUUAAAUCAAAGCAUUAUGGGGUUUAGUAUUCGCAUCGUUUUGUUUCCGGUUCUCUUCAACAUAUACAAUAAUGUAAGGAGCAUUUUUUUGUCACAAACAACUUUUUUGCACGGAAUGUACUUUUUAAAAAAAAAUUCAGUUAUUAACGCAGUACCGGUAGUUUAAAAAAAAAUAGACAGAUUGAAUUCUAUAUUAUUUAAAAGAAUUAAAAAAAAAAAAAAAAAAAAAAAAAAAAAAAAAAAAAAUUUAAAAAAAAAAAAAAAAAAAAAAAAAAAAAAGAAAGAUUAAAUUCUAUAUUAUUAAAAAAAAAAAAAAAAAAAAAAAAACAAAAACAAAAAAAAAAAACAUACAUUUUAAACAAUAAAAAAGCUCAAGGAAAACGGAUUUUAAGUGUGGAAUAAUUCUUUCCAAAGCAAAGUUUAGGUAUGCGCCGAAAAGCAACCCCGCAUAUCUAAAAAGAAAAAAAAAGCACUGGAUGUUAGUUAUACAAAUAAAUUCUGUAUUUCUUUUAGUUUUGUACAUAUAUAUAUAUAUAUAUAUAUAUGCAUAGAUUCCAGGUCCGAUACUUAGCUGUGACCGAAAGCUUACCAUCAGAUGUUGCCACAACUGGAACUAGAAUGAAUUUAUGUUUAGGUAUGGCAUGGGCGAGAGAGUCAGUCAGAGCUGGCCCUUGGCAACGUUAUGGCCAAUUUUGGAGCUGAUAGAUGCCCUUCUCCCUUUACCGUCUGCCUGAAAAACGCAAGGGCCAACCUAGAACCCAAACUCUUUUCUUAACAUUACUUGAAUAGGUUAGAUAGGAAUAGGGGGCAUCGAUGCAUUACUUGAAUAGGUUAGAUAGGAAUAAGGGGCCUCGAUGCAUUACUUGAACAGGUUAGAUAGGAAUAGGGGGCCUCGAUGCAUUACUUGAACAGGUUAGAUAGGAAUAGGGGGCCUCGAUGCAUUACUUGAAUAAGAUAGGUGUCAAGAUCAAGAUAUUUGAUCGGUUUAAGUCAUCAAAUUCUUAUACACAUUGUUUACACGUCGUACUAACACCGAAUUAAAGACAAGGCUUUUCCCCUAAGAAAUGAAACUUUAAUCUGUAAAUAUAUUUAACAGUCUUUACAUUUAAUUAUGCACAUGCAUAACGCAACUAGCUUUAUGAGAGAAUAAUGCGCAACUAUCCGCUACACGGAUCUUUCCACGACUGCGGACGAAUAAGGACGUGUGCGAAAGUCUCACCAUGCGCUACAAUUACCAUAAAAAUGCGUCACCAAAUAAAUGGUGGGGAAAGCGUUCAUUAACUAUUAACGCUUUCAAAACACACCCCACACAAUAAAACACAUUAUCCGGUGCGUAACAAUUAUUAGGGAACUCCCAUGCUCGACAGUAGGAAUAGGGGGCAUCGGUGCAUUACGUAUCUCGAGGCAUUCAAUGCUCUUAAGAUGGCCCUGUUCUUGGUAUUUGAAUUUUUACUUCCCUUUUGGCGUACCUAAUGGGAGCAAAAGGGGUGACCGAUCAGGGCUGCACUACAUCGUGCUUCGUUAGUCUUUAAAUUAGUUUGCAUUAGUUUGGCAAUUUGCAUUCAGUAUUGCAUUUUAUGUAAAUCUGACGUAAAUAUGUUUUCAAGAUUUGAAGAUGUUCUUUUUUUUCAAUUUUCAGCUAAAGCGUAGUGGUAACAUGGAGAUGUGCACAUUCCUAACUUACGUACUAAUACUAAACCUAGUGGCCAACUCAACUGCUGGACAGAUCACAUUUAAUUCUUUAGAACGAUGCUUUGACAAUGGAGAAAUGCUGUUCUGUGAUGUGUAUGGAGACGCGCGGUAUUUUUUCUUUAUUAAGUGUCCUACGAAUACGUAUUGGACGAACCAGUUGAACAUUGUGGCAAAUGAUUCAGGGCACCUUAUCUGCCUGUAAGACAGCAGUUGUUGUUUUUUAAAUUAUUUUAUUUAGAUAGUCCUUUUCAAUGUAUUUUCAAUUAGUAUUCAAUAUACAUUCGUAAUGAAGUUAUUUACGAGGUUCAAAUGGUUAAUGGCAUUUAUAGCAUUAUUUAUUGAAAGAUAUUAAAUGCGUCAUAUGAAUACUUCAACCAUUUUAUUGUAUUUUUUUAAAAUUUAUUUGUCAGCAAAUGUCCACCCGGCACCAUAAAUGAAAAGCCAUACCAUCAUGAUACUGUGUGUGAGCAAGACGUGUAAGUAAACUUUAAAUUGAGUUUGGGCGGACAGGUUGUGAUCAGAUUAGACCCCUUGGUGACCGCCUGGACAGUACUCCGAAUGGGGAAAUCCCUAGUCUGCAUUCCUUACUGUGGGCCCACGAGUCUAAUUCUUGAUCUGUUAUACACAUCUGUUUAUAUCUCAGAAUGAGCUAUUCUUAUUUACCCAAGGUUUAUGACAUGUAUGUCUGUGUUGAAUCUUGUCAUCAAGUUUCGACCAGCUUUCAAUCGAACAACUUUUUCGUGAGUUUUCACACAUACAUUAUUAUGGUGACGAUACUAUCUUAAGCCGCUUUUGUGUCGGGACUCGCCUGCAGUAGUACGUCAAUCCAUUGGUGAAAUAAAAGUUUUUGAACUCCCAAUUAUGCACCGCUGCUGAAACAGCAGGCACUCAAAAGCUUAAAACAAGAUCGGGCAAACCCUGAAUGCAGUGCUCGCGGGCAAUGCAACUCUCAACGAUUUGUUACUUUAACUUUAAAGGUACCGUAAUGAUUUUAAAAAAAAAAAAAUUGUAAGUGUUAAGAAACGAAGCUGAAUUUUUUCAUUUUUUUUUUUUUAAAUAUCACGGAAUCGCAAAAAUUGUGUUUCCUUCCUCUUUUUCUGUUCGUUUCUACCGAUGAUGUGCCGUGGGGAGUCCACGAACAACCGAAAGUAUAGCCAUCGUUUGGGCUUGCAACUUCUGCGGUCGCGGGUGGGGUGGCGAAAGGGGGGAUCGGAUAUUUAAGGGGCCAAAGUUGUGAUGGGAAAAAAAAAAGAUAACAGUCAACUUUGGUUGACAGGAGUUCUAACCAGGAGCCAAACCAAUUUAUUUGCUGCUUGGUUAUAUACUGGAUCAAAGACAGACCUAGGCUUAGAUGGAUAGAUGAUGUGGAAACAGAUCUACAAAAACUGAAAAUCCAAGCAUGGAAAAGAAAAGCAUUAGUUAGGUCUGAGUGGAAGGAAGUAGUGAGGCAGGCCAAAGCCCUAAAUGGGCUGUAGCGCCACAGGGAUGGAUUAUAUACUGGCUGAUUCCAAGAGGUUAAAACUUAUAAAAUAAACAAUAUGUAUAUGAUAACAAAUUAGCGAGGUGGAUACAAUAGCGUAGCUAGGGUUAGUGCCGCACGGGGCGGGACAAUAUUUUUUUCGCCCCACCCAAGAACAAAUUCUGAAGUAGGCCGAUAAUAACGCCUUAAAUAUAGCGAGAAAAUAAGUGCCACCUGGAGCGAACUCCCGCUCUGCACCUCCUUCCUACGCUACUGAAUAGAAUUAAUGCGUGAGGACUAUAGCAGGUGGGAAGUAGGAGGGGGACGGUGGCGCCUUGACACCUAACGUUUACAGGGUGACGGACUUGACGCAAAGAACCGAUGGAUCAUUGAAUGCAGCACCAAUCUAUCCGCUGUCUUGGACACGCUGGCGUGAUGUGAUAUCUAAUUCACUGAUCUUUCUCCCUUGCUCGCCUCCUCCAUUCUACUUCGGGUUUUCCGCGAUAUCGUUUUGUUACUUGAAUGUCCGUGUAGUGCCGUCCUGGGAGGUGAGACUGUUGGCAUGCUAGAAACAAGACAUCAACCAUCUCUAUAAUAGCUACGUGCUUGUACGGCUUCUGUAGUGAUUCGCGUUACCAUCAGCGUCUCGUUAGUCUUUCAUUUUAGAUUAUCCUAAAAACAUUCUUUGGAUUCUUCGUAAGCAAUUGUCAGAGAAAACGAAUCGAUAACGCUCGGGUGGGGGGCUAGUGACCCUCUUCCCCCCCCCCCCCCCCCCCCCCCACAACCCAAAUUCUGAUCGACGGCGGGCAACACUCAAGACAUUUACUUUUACAUUUGAUGGUCUUGGUGCUGAUGCUUUGGUAGCUUGAUCUCCAUAUUGAAAGGAUCACGCCUUUGAUAUUGGCCGUUGCAGCAACUAAUUGUUAUUUUUCCUGGCCAUCAUAGUACUUGCUGGGCAGCCAUCCAAUGUCAGGGAAUAGAGUAAGUCAUUAAACAUCCAUAAGGUUCUUGCCUCCUGCCGUGUGUCCUUAGUGAAAAUAGAAUCGGCGAGAAAUCUUCAAAAGGGACUCUUCAUAUAGAUUGUCAAAUUUUAAUCUUUUCACGAACUAGACAAAGACAAUAUAUACAUAUAUACAUGAGCGCCUAUGCCCUCUAGGAUUUGUCUUAGGACAAAGUUGUGAUUAAUGCUCUAUGUCCGUUUGCUAAAGCCGACAUUUUCCCGACUUAUGCUUUUUAAAUUAUUACUAAAGCAGAAGACUUUGCUUGUGAUAGGAGAGUAGUCUCCAGUCUGACAGAGUUCCCCUAUUAGGCAGUUUGAUGAAACGCCUGCUCACCCGUGUAGGUGGGAUCUCUUCUACUUCUAUGUCCCUAAUGUCUUGCAAUAUCAUUUGAGGGGUGGGUGACAAAUUCGUUUCCUCAUGCUCAUCUUCUUUAAGCAUCAUGGCACCGUAGAUAUAAUAUAUGUGUGGAAUUCAUCAUUAGUAAUGGCGCAUAAUUCUAUGCUAAUAGUUUAGUAAUAGGUUCUCUUUGGCGCUCGGGAUUAUUUGAAAGUGUUGGUGGUUCAGGGCGCUUAACUCUUCAAAGUGUUGCAUCCAACUGUUAAACUCUCCCCUCUCACCGAUGAGAGAAAACAGAUAAAACAGUAUAUGUUUUCAAAGAGAAUUUUAAGUUCCGUUAAUUGUGUCUUAUCAGCAGUCUCACCCAGCAUCUUUAUAACUUUAAAACAGUCCCAGCUUCGCUGGGCGGGACAUGUUUCGCGAAUGUCAGACGACAACUUGCCCAAAAGAAUAUUCUUUGUGAGCUCGGGCAUGGAGGGCGUUUUGCUGGUGGUCAGAAGAAACCCUUUAAAGACACCCUUAAAGCCUCACUGAAAACGUUCGAUAUAGACAUGGACACAUGGGAAGAAGCGGUAGAGGAUCGAGCAUCGUCGCCCCUCCUCCGUACCCAAAGGCUCCAUAGAAACAUGAAACCAACAAAACAGCGGUCGCAGAGCACAAAAAAAGACAUGCCAGAAAAUCACGUGUUAACUCUGCACCUGGAGAAGCCCAUCAACUCCCUACGCUUGCUGCACAAGAACAUUUCGUGCCAGAAUCGGUCUCAUUAGCAGCCCGUGCACCCACAAUGAGCAGAUAAGAUGAUUCCGGAGGUUGUCACGAGCUCCCUUGUGCUAAGUGACACUUGGGUCUAAAUUCUACAAUAACUCUGACCCCACCUUUUUUGAUGUGCCCAAGGCAACCCAAUGACAAUACAAUAAAACAAAAUGAAUCCUCAAUUUAAUUUAAAAUAACGAAGGCUAAUUUAUUAUCUAACGCACUUUAUGAAACAAUAGGACAUAUACAAUAAAUACACUAUGAGAUAUGCAUAAAAUUACAACUGAGAACUAUCCUAAAAUAUAUACUACGAAACGUGAAUGGCUGUCAUAUAACUAUAAUUUCUCAGAGAAACAAUACAGGCAAUUUGACUUAUAAUCCGAGCAAGACGCUACACCUGUCUGUAGUGGAGCCUUGUGUGACUUUCGCCUCUCACCUACUGAAGGGUCUGUCCUAUGGUCAAGGACUGUCACUGCCUCUUUCUUGAGCCCCGUCGUCGCUCUGCGUUGGCAUCUGUCAAUCAUGGCCACGUGCUUGUGAUGAUUUAUCUGACUAGUGUCAACAAUUAAACAAAAGGGGUGACUACUCCUGAAGCUUAUGAAGAAAUCGCCUACACCACGUGAUCCACACUAAACCCUAUACCUAACUACUCACCGUGUCCAGAAUACUGAAUGUGCAUAACAUACUAUCUGACACACGAACUACCAUUGAACUACCACAUUCAUACACCUUACAUACACUUACCUCUUUAUGUCGAUACUGUGGCGAAAAUGGCACAAGGUAGGUCUAAAUCUAAAUUUACAGACACUGACGAGAGAAGUCUCAUGUGUGGACUGGUGGUCAGUGAAUUUUCUAAAUUCAGUGUCGAUAUAUAUAUAUACCCUCGUUCAUGGGCGCCCACAGAAAACUUUUUAGGAAGGGGGGGGGGAAUUGAUUAACUUUCCAGGGGGGAUGGGCAAAAAUUUGUUAGUAAUGUUUUAAUAUAGUUUUAAUUUACUGUAGCGUAUUUUUAUGGUGAACGAACGGACAGGACAUCAGCUUAGUUGCUUUCUCUUUAUUUUCUCUUUACUUUAAUACAUUUUUUGUCUAUUUUUGUCUAAAAAAAAUUUAUCCAAUCAAUCCAGGGGGGGCAAGUGCCCCCUCUUGCCCCUACCUGCGGGCGCCCAUGCCCUCGUUCCUCCCCAAACUUCUAACCAGGACGCCUUGCAGUCUCCAGUGUCCACCCCGAUGGUAAUUAAGUCCUGUCAUCGUACAACAAUGAACCAACGCUUCAAGGCAUGUCGAUGUAUGUCACAGACAAUUGUGUACACAUUCAUGCACCCCCCCCCCCUCGUGUGAUUAGUAGCCGCAGGGGACCACCAUACCUCGUCUUCUUACUUACCUUACUUUCUCACGAUAUUGAGCCUGUGGAUAGUAUUUCGACCAUCAUGGCGUAACAGUCAACCUGUGACAGUGGUCAUCGUCGAUUUCGACUGACGAACUAUACAAUCAGCUGUCAUAUAGUUUGAAAGACUCCUCGUGUUCUUUGUUCACUCGUUGCCUCUGCAUCCUCUGCCAGUUUCUCUAAGCAAAAUAACGCAUGUCCUCUAGAUGCCUUGGCUGAUUAUAUCAUUUUUUUACGCACUGACUUGUAUUGGGAGAAAUUAAUCUCCUGUUUUAAUUUUAAUUGGCUCGUUGUAAACAGUGCCUAACAAAGGACGAUACCAUAGAAUCAACAAUAUUAAAGAUAAGACCCAAAACAGUUUCUAGUCACAAUUAAUAAGAUUUAUUAAGUCUAAAGAUAAUUACAAAAGAAAAGAAAAUAUAAUUACAAUCUUCAACUUACAGUAUGGUAGAUCUUGUACCGGUACACAGUUAACACAGUUAGAAUAAUGUGCCAAUAAAUAAUGCGAAAUAAACACAUAUGAGCACACAAAUACACAAAGAAUAAAACACGCCUCGAAUUGUUAAGAAACUCUAUCUGAAAAAUCUCCCUUCCUUCGUAUCUGUCAAUCCUUUUUAUACAUGUAGCGUAAGACGCUUCCAGAAGGACCUAUGACGUGUUGUUUACAUAUCUCGGGUUAAGGAGUACAUUUGAGAAGUUACCCGGAGACAUUCUACCAAUGCGUAAUUGGAAGCCGAUUGUAAACAAGAUACAUCAAAGAGAUUUAGCCACGCCCGCAACAGACGUUACUGUCUGCUAGGAGUGUACUACGAGGUCAAGGAAAGUUCACGCACAGGAAAUCGUGCUACAUAACACAUUCAUUAUAAAUCUCCAGGAGGAUCAUAUUUAAGAGAGAUAAAAAUCAUGCAAUCACUAAUACUUACAAUGUUAAAUCAAGACUUUUGUGAGGCAGGGUGCACUGGAUAAUAUUUAAAAAAAAAUAAUAAUAAAGUGGUUCUGACGUUCUGAAACGACUACCACCCUUGAGAUGGGCCUGACUUCGUUGUUUUAAACAGUAGUAACUCUGAAAUUUCGAUACUGAGGGUUGUUAUUGUUAAAGGUCACCGCGGUUAACAUUGGAAUAUCUUCCUAUAAAAGCCACUUACUUAAUUAAAAUUAAAUUUCAUUUCACCCCACACACUUAAAGUAUAGCAAUUCUUGAAUUUAAAAAAAAAUAUAUAAGCACAUUUUUAAAUAGACCGUUUCAGAAAAUGUAUGAUUAGGUUAAAUUUCAGCCAUUUAUUUUCUAUAUUUUACAGCAGUGAUCUCGGAAAGGCAACUCUAUUGACCAUCAAUAUCGAGGAGCAGUGCUUCACCCAAUAUGAUUUCUUAAGAUGUGAAACAGAUACAGGUUGGACAGAUUUUAUUACCUGUACAAGAAACCAGAAAUGGACGGGUUACGUGAUAGCACGAAAGAGCGAUCUGGAGUGUGUGUAAGUAGCGUGGUACUAUUCUAUUAGCCUAUAAAAUAGACGAGAUAUUCUCAUAUGUAAGACAUCAAAACCAAGUUGCCAUUAUUUCACAUUUAAUUUAGGCCAGUGGUCGGCAAACUCAUUAGGCAAAAUAGCCAAAAAAUCGGCAGCAGGACGAUUACAUUUUUUUGAGAGCCAAAUUUCUUUUCAAGAACUUGUCAAAGACCAUGUUUUUUUAGGAGUCAAAACCGGUUUGUUUCCGACUGGCCGAGUCGCACUCGGGUCGUUAAGGAGCCGCGAUUUGCCAACCACUGCUUUAGGCUGAUGUGUACCAUGCUUUCUUGAUUCUUACUUUUCAGCGUUAUCUUCUGUUGUUCCACUUUUCAACAACUAUCUUUAACCGAAUGAUCACACGGCCCCACGUGCUAGAAAAUGACAUGGUCAAGCACAAUUUGAAACAUAAUGUAUACUAUUACUUCUUUUAUUCGAUCCUUGAAUUUUCAAUGAACCCAUUCUUUCUCCUGAUUAAUCUACGUCACUACAUCUAUAUAUAUAUAAAUGAUCGUUUGUAUGUCUGUAUGUCUCGUAUGCGCUCCUACACCAUUCAUGCAAUUGCGACAAAACUUUGGUCAGUUGUUGUCCACAUAACCGGCCAUUUAACUGAGUCAUUAAAAACCUUAUCAAGUGUUCGGUUCCUAGCCGUUGGCCCUUAAUUCGUUUUUUUUUCUAAAAUAUGAGCUUUAUAAAAAUUAUUUUCCACAUGCGCUCAUACGCCAUUUAUCCGAUUCAUAUAAAACUUUGGUGAAAUGUUGCGAGCAUGUCCAUAAAGGUUUCUAAAUUAUUACAACCGUUUUAAAGUAUUCAGUUUUGAGCCAGGGGCCUCAUAUUCGUUUUUCCUUACAUGAGCUAUAUAAAUAUAUUUUCAAACCGUAUGCGCUCCUACACCAAUCAUGCGGUUGCUACAAAACUUAGUGAGUUGUUGUCCAUGCGCCAGUGCAUUUUACUGUGUUAUUUAAACACUUUUAAAAACAUUCUGUUUUCGUCCGUUGGCCCUUAAUUCGUAUUUUUUCUAAUAUGAGCUUCGUAAAAAAUAAUGUUCAUAUACGCUCCUACGCCAUUUAUCCGAUUCCGAUUAAGCUUUGGUGAGAUGUUGCAAGCAUGUCCAUAAAGGUUUCUAAAUUAUUACAACCGUUUUAAAGUAUUCAGUUUUGAGCCAGGGGCCUCAUAUUCGUUUUUCCUUACAUGAGCUAUAUAAAUAUAUUUUCAAACCGUAUGCGCUCCUACACCAAUCAUGCGGUUGCUACAAAACUUAGUGAGUUGUUGUCCAUGCGCCAGUGCAUUUUACUGUGUUAUUUAAACACUUUUAAAAAUAUUCCGUUUUCGGCCGUUGGCCCUUAAUUCGUAUUUUUUCUUAUAUGAGCUCUGUAAAAAAAUAAUUUUCAUAUGCGCUCCUACGCCAUUUAUCCGAUUGCAAUAAAACUUAAAACUUUGGUGAGAUGUUUGAAGCACGGCCGCAAACGUUUUUAAAUUAUUAUAAACUUUUCAAAAUAUUCCAAUUUUAGCCAGCGGCCUUAUUUACGUUUUUUUUUCUUAUACGAGCUAUAUAAAUAUAAUUUCAAACCGUAUGCGCUCCUGCACCAUUCACGCGAUUGCAACAAAACUUUGACGAGUUGUUAUCUAUAAACAUAACCAUUCAUUACAACACUUUUAAAAUAUUCCGUUUUGGGCCGUUGACCCAAAUUCUUUUUUUCUUCUUAUAUGCGCUUUGUAAAAAAUAAUUUUCUAUGCGCUCCUAUACCAUUUUUCAGAAUGCGAUAAAAAUUUAGUGAGAUGUUGUUCUAUCGCCCACAAAGGUUCUUAAAUUACUACAACCGUUUUAAAAUAUUCAGUGUUGAGCCAGGGGCCCUAUGUUUGUUUCUUACAAAAUGAGCUAUAUAAAUAUAAUUUCAAACCGCAUGCGCUCCUACAUCAUUCAAGCGCUUGCGAUAAAACUGAGGUGAGUUGUUGUCCAUAAGCCAGAGCAUUUUUCUAAGCCAUUAUAACUCUACUAAAAUAUUCCGGUUUUUUUUUUUGGCAAUCGCCCCAAAUUCGUGUUUUUUUCCGUACAUUAGGAGCUUUAUAAAAAAUAAUUUCCGUAUGCGCUCCUCUACAUUAUUACAAUGCGAUAAAAUUUUAGAGAGAUGUUGUGCGCGCGCCCGCCCGCAAAGGUUUCUUAAAUGAUUACAACCAUUUUAAAAUACUCCGUUUUUAGCCAGGGGUCCUAUGUUCGUUUUUUCUAUAUAAGCUAUACAACUAUAAUUUUAAGCUAUACAACUAUAAUUUCAAACAGAGCUAAAGCAUGAAUGGAUAGCUUUUUAAUCAAAUACAAAUAGUGAUAUUAAAUUGAGUGUGUGACAUAUUAAGUAGGUUUCUGAAGUAAUACAACAAUUCUACAAUAUUCCAUUUGUGGAGGGGGGUCCUAAAUUCGUUUUCCACACUUCUAUUAUCUAUAUAAUUAUAGUAUGCAUUUCUAUACCAUUCAUUCGAUUGUGAUCAAACUGGGUCAAGUGAAAUGCGCACUACCGAAAAUGUUUCUAAAUUAGAAAAAAACAUUUUACAAUAUUCCGUUUGGGCCAGUGACCCUAAUUUCAUAUUUUCUUCUAAGAGCUUUGUAACUAUAAUUUCAAACAGAGCUAUUGCAUGUGUGGAAGUAGCUGAAUCCGCCGGCAAAUUUUUCAAAUUUAGUACAUCCAUUGUACAAUAUUCCAAUUAGGGCUGGGGACCCUAAAUUCAAUUUAUUUUCUUAAAUGAGCUUCAUCAAUAUAAUUUAUAACGAAGAUAUCAACACUACCGCCCUUGAACAAAUGACACAUUUGUAGUAAAGCAGAGAAAACACGUUUUUACAUUUUUAGUGUAGAGAGUAUUUUUGUUAUUUGUAUAAAUAAGCUUGAAUUUUGUGACGCAUUUUAGAAUCGGAAAUGACAUCGAAAUCGCGUUUUUUUUUUCAACUAAGAGUAUUUCUUGAAUAGAGUCUUAUAAUUUCGGAGUUGUUUUGUGUUAUGUAAAUACAUUUUACACCAAUCGAUGGUUUCUCAAGUAAUUAAAUAACACACUUGACAGCGUAGAUAUUGAACUAUGGUCAUUUUUUACCGCUGGAAUUUACGAUUUAUAAAUUAAUGAGAAACUAUACAACUGGAAAUCUCCUGCCAACAAUGAACGUACCUAUUGUGCGAGGUUUUCAUGUAAAAAGAUGGGAGAUCCUAACGUGUGAGAAUUACAUUCACCAUCAAAACCAUUAUCAUUGUUGGUAUCAGGUGACAAUAGCCAAUCGAAACAUUUCUUGGCAAACAUACGCAAAUGCAAUUCAUGUUUCCAAAUGACAUCGUUCGGUGCAACAAAUAUCGUGCGCGAGAAUUACAUGCCAACAUUUAAAGUAAAGUGAAAGGCUAAAUUUACCAUCGUGUAGGAUCUCUGAUGCCAAUGCCAAACACAGAUCACAAAUGUCUUCAAAUGAUAUCAUGGGGAAUACUGAUGAGCAAAUCGAUCAGCGUUGUCAUAUCAAUACGGGCACUAAACGAGAAAUUGUCGCUGCAAUGCAAACGUUAUUUUUGCAACACAACGAAUUAAUUCAAAUGUAUAGAGUUGCACUUGAAAAGAUGCCGACUGAUGAAUACAAAGUCAUAGUUAGAGCAGACCUGUCGGCCAACAUGAAAGACAAUACAAUGCACCAACAAUUGAUGAAGUGGCGAUCAUUAUAGUUGGCAAAGAAUUUAACUCAAGUGAUAUAAUUCUUCAUCGCAGAAGUGUUGAUGUUCAGCGAGUCUCAGAAACUCAUCGCUCAUACGUUUGAUUGCAAUAUCCUAUUUUAUUUUGGCAAGGAGAAGAUGGAUAUCAUUUUGACAUCAAAUUGAGAAAUUCGAAUAAGAAAGACAGUGCCAUGAAAUACUAUUCAUAUUGAUUGAUGAUUCAUGAGUUGGGAAUGACCUGUCGGAAUCGAUCUGCAAACAAACUUUUCGCUCUUGAUUUGGAACGAGAAACGCACUUUGAUAUCGAAGCAUUAGGUACGGUACAUUUGUUCAAAUGAAUCUUCCGAAAUUGGUUCCAUUAAAGUUACUAUUUUAAAUGGAAAAUUUAAACUAGGUGAUGUACUUUUGCCAUUCACCCCAAUGAUUCCAACAGAUAUGCCAUUUAAAUUCAAACGCCUACAGUUUCCGAUGCGACACGCGUCUACAAUGACUAUCUACAAAGCACAAGGACAAUCGCUACAAGUUUGCGGACUAAAUUUGGAAAACCCAUGCUUCGCCCAUGGACAGAUGUAUGUGGCCUGCUCUUGCGUCGGAAAAUUUUCUGAUUUAUUCGUGUAUAUACCAGAUUGAAAAACAAGAAAAAACUUUGAGUAUUUAAAAGCUCUUGAAGAAACAUAAUUAACAUGCAAACACUUUCUUUCUUUGAGUGGCAUUGCAACGCAUGCCGGGUACUCGCUAGUGCUUUAUAAACUAUCUUUUUUUUUCCUCAGGGGAUGCCCACCUAACUCAUUCACUCCAUACGACUUCCAUUACAACAAAACAUGCAUCAUCAGGUAAGAGACUUACCUGUUAAUUAGUUUAAUCAGUUCUAUGUAUUGAUUAAUGUAGGCUUAACUGAUCUCAGCACGCCUGGUAUAAUGAGGUUCAAGGAAUUUAAUUUGCUUUCUUUUUUUUUUCUAUGUUAAUCUAGAGAAGAAAAGAGCAACACAAGUCUUGAUCCUCCAAACAGCGCUUCAACAAUCCGAACCAAGUUUAUAAAUUGUUUAGCAUACAUGUUCAGUAUUUUUUUAAUCAAAAAGAGCACGUUCUGUUAGUUGGAUGUAAGAAAAGGGAUGAAGAGUGUAAGAUUUUUGUACAAAUCACUAACACAUACGUAUUGUCUUUCAUCUGAAAACAUUUUGUGAAGGCUGAGACUAUUCGCACCCGGGUACCAGAAGUGAGAGGUUGGGAUUAAAAAACUAUUUAAAACAUUAUUGUUGGGUUUUUAAGACGAAAUGAGAUAUCAAAUAGAAGAUAAUUGAGUGGACUAUAUGUUUGUAAACUUACUUCUUCAGUUGAACUAAAAUAAACUAGGACAAAUGGCAUCCGAAUAGCAUUGGUCUAAUGCGCAUGUGUCAAACUCAAGGCCCUCGGGCCACAUCCGGCCAGCCAUACAAUUGUAUCAGGUCCGCGAGGUCUUGACCGCGUAUAAUUAUAUCCAAGUCAAAGCAAUGAUGUUUCCCAAUUCACAUUUUGCAGGAAAACUUAGCUUACUUCGCGCCGAGUUCGCACGGCACUUUAAAGACUUUGAAGCACAAAAAUGUAAUUUCAAGUUGUUCCGUAACCCAUUUGUCAUAGACGUGGAAAUUGCACCUGUAAAUUUGCAGAUGGAGCUAAUAGAGGUGCAGUGUAAUGGGACACUAUCGGCAAAUUAGGACACAGUUGGGCCUGCACAGUUCACUUGUUUCAUUCCUGAAGAGAUGCUCCAGCUUCGUCUACGUGCGGCUCGAACCUUUAGCACAUAUAUGUGUGAGCAGCUGUUUUCUGUGAUGAACAUUAACAAAACAAUACAAAGGAGUCGUCUCACCGAUGAAAACUUUCAGUCCAUCAUGAGAAUAUCAAUGACACUCCCAAAAUAAACGAACUUAAUUGUUUUUGUUGCUAAGAAAAUGUUCCAAACAUUCAGCUCUGACAAAUGGGCAUAAGAGCGAAAAUGGGUAUGCCAAUGAUUUUUAAUUGUUAAAACGUUUUUCUGUUUUCAUUUACAUAAGUGUUUUUUAAAAAAGAUUAAUUUUCCGAUAAUUGAAUAUUUAUCAUGUUUGGCCCGCAACCUUACAACUUACAUGUGAUUUGAGUUUUGGCCCGGCGAGCGAUUGAGUUUGACAGCCCUGGUCUAAUGGGACCCGUGUGCGAAUGGCGCCGCUGUGUGUCUGGGUCCAUUUUGACUAAAUGCUAUUCGGAUGUCAUUUGUGGUAGUUUACUUUAGUUAAACUGAAGAAGUAAGUCUACAAACACACAGUCCAUUCAAUUAUCUUUCAUUUCAUUUGGUACCUCAUUUUGUCUUACAAACCCAACAAUAAUAUUUUAAAUAUUUUUUGAAUCCCAACCUCUCACUUCUGGUAACGGGGUGCGAAUAGCCAAUUCGUUUUGUAAACUACCUUGUCCUUCAUUUGGAUUGAAAGCAUGAAGAUAAUAUCUCUUAAUUGCUCUUUUAGUACUCUGGCCUUGGCUGUUGCAUUAUGAUUCUACCUAGCAUUUUAAAACCCGUUUUACUGCCAACGAAUUAAAAAUUUUCAAAGAAAAGACACCAUUUGAUAUUUUUUUGCAUUUUUUAAAUUUUUGGAAUAAAGAUUUUCAACCAUUAUUGCUCAAAAGCUUUUAUUCCACAAUUUCUUGCCGAUAUUAAAUAUUUUUUCCUCCUUUUCUUAUUAAUAAUAAUAAUAUGAAUUAUCUAACAUGUUGAUUUUAAAACAAAAGCUGGCUGACAAUAAAUAUUAGGGACCACAAAGAUGUGGGGAAAGUGAGGGAGAGAGAGAGAAAUGAGAGUGAGGUUAGAUUAGAGUAAGGGAGAGAGAGAGAGAGAGAGAGAGGGGGGGGGAGAGAGAGAGAGGGUGAGAGAGAGAGAGGUCAAAAGAAAGGACAGUGUAGUGUAUGUUGACUUGUUUAUUUUUUCCGACUUAUUUAAAAUAUUUUAAAAAAUCACUAAAGAAUUAUAAUUUUGUGUCAAUUUUCCUUUUUUAAAGAAAUCUUUAUGUUACCCUUUUUUUAAGUUGGCCAGAACAAUUUUUUGCAACAGCUCAUCAAAUGCACAAUUAAGUGCACAAAAAACAUUAACAAGCUUUUUAUUAUUUUUGUUUUAUCAAUAAUGUGUUUUCUAUUGUUUUUCCAUAAUUAAGGAUUUGUGGAAAAAAAACCCACAAAGUUUCAAAACUAAUAUUUGAGUCUUGUAAGUUUUAACAACCCUCUCUUUUAUAAUUUAUCAUCAUGUGAAAAAAAAAGUAAUUGCUAUUAAUUGAAGUUGAAAACAUCUGAAGCCCAGUUUAUAAAAGUUGAGAGCAGACAGUUAACACACAUCUGGUUCUGAUAAAAACAUUUAAAAUAAUUUUCAUGUAGAAAAAUUUAAAUCUAUUUAGGUAAGUGAAAGAUGAGUGUUGAUACUUCCACUUGCAUUUGCAUACAUUUUAAAACUAAAUCUCACACAACUUCCAAGCUGUUUCUUUGUAAUAAAUUAUAUUGGACAUAAUUUGAAUAUUACAUGAGAAUCUAAAAUUCAAAUCUUUUUCUAAUUAAAAUAAGAUGUAAGUCUUUUACAGAUUAAAUUGUUGGUUUCCAAUUCUUAAUUCAUUGUAACUUAUUGUGAACAUAUCCAUUUAGAGAUUAGGCAUUGAAACGUAACUUUUAGCCACAGUAUCAAACAAAUUAAUACUACAGCGUUUCUUUUCAUACUGGAUACAUAGGGUAAAUUUAUAUUUAAUAUAGAUUUUUCAACAUUUUAUUUAAUUUAUUACUUAAAAUCUUCCAUAUACUUUCUACCAUUCAUGGUGCAAAGUUCUAUGGGCUUGUCAAGAUAAACAGGAAUCUGAUGCAAAAUACAGUUAUAGUUAGUGAUAUUUCCAAGGUUUAAAGACUUUAGGGAUGAGCUGUACUCAUACAUUAGAGAUUACAUAUUUUUCUGAAUUUUUUGUUCUAUUUAAAUGAUUUACUCUUGUUUCUACUACUGCAAAAUUAGUCAUAUUUAAACAAAGCAUUUUGUUGUAUUCAUUAAAAUCGUCCAUUUAUUCAUCAAAUUUUAUAAAUAUUUGUUAUUUUACAAACAAUAAAAAAAAAUGUAGCC